AUGGUGGUGCCAACACAUUUUAUUCUAUUAUCUAUAAUUUCUCUAUCAUUAGUUUCAUGUCUGAAAGUUGUGUCUACCAGUUAUGGUAGACUUCGAGGUAUCACAGAAUGGUCAGACGAUUCAAAUCAUAAAUAUAUUUUCAAGAGUGUCCCAUUCGCGAAACCACCAUUAGGUAAUCUAAGAUUUUCACCACCUCAUCAACCAGGGUCGUGGGCAGGAGUAUUGGAUGCAUCUAGAUAUAGCCCUGCUUGUAUGAGCAAUUCCACUCAAACCAGCCACCCGCAAGAUUCGGUCAGCGAGAAUUGUCUGUAUAUCAAUAUCUUCACCAGUGAACAAUGUUUGAAGGACAAGUGUCCUGUAAUUGUCUAUUAUCAUGGCGGGGCGUUCAAUUUAGACUCGGCUACUAUGUUUCCCGACAAGUUCAUACUUGAUAGAUACGUCUCGGAGGGAGUGAUCUUUGCGAUACCCGCAUUCCGGUUAGGCGUUUUCGGACAACUGUACUUUGGUCCCAGUAAUGUUUUAACAGAGAAUUUAUUGGUUUUUGAUGCCGUGCAAGCAUUGAGUUACGUGCAUAAUGAGAUUGAAAAUUUUGGUGGAGACCCAACGAGAGUCACAAUAAUGGGACACUCUUCUGGAGCAACACUGGUCGAUGUUUUAGGAUUUUCCAAAUUGAUAGACCCUGAUAAGAAAAUGUUCCAGCAAAUUAUAGCUCUCAGCGCUCCAGGAAUGUUUGGAUUUUACGACUUGGUGGUUGAAAACUCGUUUGUUUUUGCUGAAAAACUAGGGUGCUACAGUGGUACACACGAGAAUCGUUCCAAUGCCAAUAUUGCUGAAAUUCUGUCAUGUUUACGAAAGAUUGACGGAUAUGAACUACUUCGAAUGCAAAGACAAAUGGAAGAACAGGAUGGGUUGAACUUCCGAAGCAUAAUAAGAGGAGCACCAUUUUUGGAGAUGAAUGGGAAGAUUUCAGAUUUAAAGAAGUACACUUCUCCAAGAAACUUGAUAUAUGGAACCACAGAGCACGAGUUUCGAACCAUUGAUUAUAGGAAUCCAUACAUUUCGGGUUGCUUCUUAGAUUUUGAAAAUCCAGUCGCAGUAGCUAAUCACUUUGAUGAUAUGAUACAGUAUCAUAUUGAUGAUUGGAUCAACGGAGAUACUGCUGGAAUUUUCAUCUCCGCAGCCACCUACUCUGCUGCUAUGGCUAGAGCUGGAGCCAACGUCUACCUUUUCGAGACUCGUCAACUACCAUACAGUUUCCAUGUAUCCGACAUGCAAUACUUUAUUGGGAUUCAUCGAGAAGUGUGGCAUUUCAAAGACAUGGAUAUUCUAGAUAGCUUCUAUUCUAGAAUGUUGGUGAAUUUUACGAAAACAGGCGUUCCCACACCAAAAUGGGAACCAUUAGACCCUGAACGUAUGAAUUACCUGGAACUCAAAGUUGACACGAAAAACAAGACUGGUCCAGUAAUGUUGGAAGGUUUUCAUGAUCAAGAGAUGCAGUUUUGGUUUGGAGACAUGAUGGAAUACGAUAGGAAUAUUACUAGACUGAGAAGAGAACAAGGACUUCCACCAGAGAGCCAUCAAGUCAGUGUUCAGCUCUUGUCCACAAAAAAGGCUAAGACCACAGUUAAAAUGAAAUACGAGCGUGACACCACGGAGGCUACAGUAGUCAAAACCACUAAGCUUACAGUAGUCAACAGUAAAACAUCAGCGAUCUUUCAGCAAUGGUGGUUCUAUUUGAUUAUUGCUCUAGUGGGUAUCCCAUUUGUUAAACCACCUCUAGGAGAUCUUCGAUUUUCUAUGCCUCAGAAACCAGAUAAAUGGGAAGGAGUUCUAGAUGCGUCCACAUAUAAAGCCGCUUGUCCUAGCAACUCUUCGCUUUCGGAGCAUGCACAAAACUUCAUUAGUGAGGAUUGUCUCUACAUCAAUAUUUUCACUAGUCAAUAUUGUUUGGUAACCAGAGAACCUCACAACAUAAUCAUUUUGAAAACUCUUUUUCAGAAAAACAAGUGCCCGGUGAUUGUGUAUUACCAUGGAGGCUCUUAUAAUUUGGACUCUGCCACUAUGUUUCCCGACAAGUUUAUACUUGAAAGAUACGUGGACAAAGGAACCGUUUUUGUGAUACCCGCAUACAGACUUGGAGUUCUUGGACAGUUUUGGCUGGGAGAUAAAGAAUUGGUGCCAGCUAAUUUAUUGGUCUAUGACGCCAUCGAAGCCCUGUACUAUGUGCAAGACGAAAUUUCGAAUUUUGGAGGUAACCCAAAUGAUGUUACAAUCAUGGGACACUCGUCUGGUGGGCAGCUUGUAAAUGCUCUUGGUGUUUCAAGCUAUGUAGAUCCCGAACAGGAGUUGUUCCAGAAGUUCAUAGUGUUAAGUUCUUAUGAGACUUUUGAGUUGGAACACUUCAAAAUCAAUAAUUCACUCAAUGUUGCGAAAAGAGUCAAUUGCUUUUCAAAAAACCAUCAGGAAAUUUUGAAGUGCAUGAGAAACACUGAUGUCAUGCAAAUAUUACAAGCACAGAGAACAAUGGAAGAUGAGGAUACUGCUUUUUUCAAGAGUUUGAUUCAAGCGCCACCACUGAUGGACUAUGGUGAAAAGCUAGCGGAAAUUAAGAAACGCGUGCCUCCAAGGAAACUGCUAUGUGGUGUCACGGAGCAUGAAUUUGAAAAAUAUCCAUAUAGAGAAGGCUUUCGUGUAGAAGGUGUCUUUUUGGAUUUCGAAAAUCCAGUGGAAACAGUUACAUAUUAUCACGAUAACUUUUUCAACAAAACCAGAAAUAUGUUUAAUACCGACUCAUCCGCCGUUUUUGUGUCUACCGCAACCUAUACAGAGGCUAUUGUAAACGCUGGAGGAGAAGUCUAUCUUUUUGAAACCCGUCAAAAACCGUACAGUAUGCAUGUUUCGGAUAUGCAGUAUUUUAUUGGAAUACAUAGAGAACUGCAUCAUACCUCUGAUAUGGACAUUUUGGAUUCUUUCUAUUCUCAAAUGCUGGUGAACUUUACAAAAUUCGGAGAGCCUUCCCCUUAUUGGAAUAAACUGGAUGCAAAAGAAAUGAAAUUUCUGGCACUGGAAAUUGAUACUGAAAAAGGAAUCGGUCCGAAAAUGGAAAACGGGUUUCAUAAGGAGUUGGUCGAUUUUUGGCUGGUAGAUAUGAUGGAACUAGACAAAAAUAUCACAGAACAGAAGCAAACCAAAGGAUCAGCCAACGGAGAAGCCAACGGAGAAGUGAACCCGACCCCAAUGCAAAUCAAUCUCACAACCCUUGGCAGUCCAAAUUCCACUGAAGUGAUUCUAGAAUCCACAAUUUUUAUCACAUAUGUUUCUCCAAUUCCACCUAGACAAACUACCUACGAUCCAAAGAUAGAUGAAGAUCAACCAGUGGAAGGAGAAAGUGCCCCUAUCUAUAAUCAAUGUUAUUACCUGGCCUGGAAAUUCAUUCUCAAGAGCUGUCAUGCCUACAAAACGGAUAUUCUUAGCUGCUACUCUUUUCCAAUUAACAACAACUGCAGUAAUUCGAAGUACAACAGGAAUAGAUCAGACUCUAAAAAACGAGCCUUCUGGAAACGACACUCGUCAUGA
Messenger RNA from Caenorhabditis briggsae, 3576 nucleotides. NCBI's taxonomy places the organism in Eukaryota, Metazoa, Nematoda, Chromadorea, Rhabditida, Rhabditidae. The record is from RefSeq and is a predicted model, not a curated record. Bases 1 to 3576 code for a protein of 1191 amino acids. The transcript is spliced from 20 exons.